Molecule: messenger RNA, 5064 nt
Organism: Stegodyphus dumicola
Lineage: Eukaryota; Metazoa; Arthropoda; Arachnida; Araneae; Eresidae
Product: protein fem-1 homolog C-like
Molecular function (GO): protein binding
Source: RefSeq, a predicted model, not a curated record
GUUCACAGCCAUCCCUGUUUUGAGCCGCUAGUGUCAGUCAGUCGUUGUAUGGGAUUAUUGAUCGAGGUGUGUCAUUCAUUCGCUGCAUAAGUUACAAGUUCUGGUUUAGUUUUCUCUUCUCGUCUGUAAUUCUAAUUCUUAGUGAAAAGAAAUCAGGUGUAAAAUGGCUUCCAACAUCUUCAUCUCUAAACAACAUAAAAUAGACUUUAGAAACGUUGUAUUUAACGAUGCAAGGGAUGGUAACCUGUGCCGUCUGAAGGUUUUCUUAGAUAACAAAACCAAAGAAGAAAUUGCAGCAUUAGUUUCUUCACGUACGAAUGGUGCAACACCAUUAGUUAUGGCAUGUCGAAAUGGCCAUUUAGAUGUAGCUGUAUAUCUUUUGGAAAAGUGUAAUGCAGAUAUUGAACAGGUUGGUUCUGUGACAUUUGACGGCGAAACAAUUGAAGGUGCUCCACCGCUGUGGUGUGCAGCAGCUGCUGGACAUUUAAAUGUGGUCAAAACUCUUAUAAAAUUCAAUGCAUCAGUCAAUAGCACUACAAAAACUAAUUCCACUCCUUUACGAGCUGCUUGCUUUGAUGGACAUUUUGAGAUUGCAAAAUACCUUGUAGAACAUGGUGCAGAUAUUGAAAUUGCAAACAGGCAUGGUCACACAUGUCUUAUGAUUGCUUGUUAUAAAGGUCAUUAUGAAAUUUCAAAAUAUUUGCUGGAAUGUGGAGCAGAUGUAAACAGGAAAAGUGUGAAAGGUAAUACUGCUUUACAUGAUUGUGCUGAAUCUGGAAGCUUGGAUAUAUUGAAGAUGCUUUUGCAACAUGGCGCUAGAUUUAAUUAUGACUCUAGUGGCACUACACCUUUAUUGUCUGCAGCAGUUAUUGGCCAUGUAGACAUAGUAGAAUAUUUUCUUCAUGAAUACCAUUGUUCAAAGCUAGAAAAAAUAAAUGCUGUUGAAUUAUUAGGUGCCACAUUUAUGGAUAAAAAACGAGACAUGGUCAUGGCACUUGAAUGCUGGCGCCGUGCGAUGGCAUUACGUUAUGAGGAUCCGCAUUGCCCUAUUGAGAAACCAGAAACAAAAUCACCAAUAGCAGCUUAUAUAGAUAUAACUGAAGUUCGUACACUUGCUCAACUUAAUGAAUUGAUUACUGAUCCAGACAAAGUGAGAAUGCAAGCAUUACUUAUACGAGAAAGAAUUCUUGGCCCUGGUCAUCCAGAUACUGCUUAUUAUGUCAGAUACAGAGGUGCUGCUUAUGCAGAUAAUGGGAAUUUUGAUCGUUGCAUUAAGUUGUGGAUGUAUGCUUUAGAUGUACAGCAAAAAGUGCUUGAGCCAUUGAGUCCUAUGACCCAAAGUAGCUUCCUUUCAUUUGCUGAGUUGUUUUCAUAUAUGAUGUCUGAAGCUUGGGCUCGGGCUAGAGGUUUUCCCGUUGUUCAUUUUAGAGACUUGCUGAAUGUAUUUCAAAGAGCUUUGGGAGAAAUAGAAGCUGCUUUAGAAUCAUCCCAAAAUGGAGGAAAAGAUUUGAAUGGCACAAGCCAGUUUCAUCGUACUCUCAUAAUUGCAAUGCAUUUAGUGGGACUCAUGUGCCGACUGCAACCACUGCUAACUGUGGAUGAAGAUUUAGAGUUAAAAAGGUCUGUUUAUAAACUUGUUCGAAUGAAUCCUCGAUCCCGUAAUGGCUGGACUCCUUUGCAUCUUGCAUGCUUCAAAGAUUCCUCCUUAAUUGGAAGGUAUCCUGUGUUUACAUUUCCUUCUCCUGAAGUUGUGGAUCUGCUGCUAGAAGUUGGUGCUUGCCCUAAUGCUGUAGAUUAUGAUCAUAAUACGCCACUUCAUGUUGCAGCAAUGAACAACCCAUUUGCAAAAGCAGUAUUUAAAGCUCUUUUGAACCAUGGCGCUCAUCUUGAUCUUGCUAAUUCUAAAAGGAAAACGCCUCUUCACUUGGCCCAAGAUACUUCUCGUUUGGAUAUUUAUCCAUUAAAAUACAUAAAUUUACAAUGUAUUUGUGCCCAAGUUAUUCGAAAGUCAGGAAUACCCUAUAAAGGACUAGUUCAUAAAAAAUUGGAAGCAUUUCUCGAUGCUCAUUAAAAAGCAAUGCUAACAUGAAUUUUGUGUUGUAAUAUGUGAAUGAGCAUCUUCUUAAGUUUUUUUAAAUUUAUUGCUGUCUCAUUUCAUGAAAAAAAUUGUCAGUAUUGGACCAUUUGCAAGGAUUUAUGCAUAAGUUCACAAACUUUUUUAUUAUCUGUUAUAAAAGUAAACAAGUAUUUAUGUUCAUGUUAAAUCUUGAGUUUGGUACUUUUCUUUUGUUUCUCUUAUUUUCUGUGUUAUAAAUGAGAUGCCAUCAUUUAAAAUGUAUAAAUUUACUUUAUUAUAUUCUAAAAUUGUUUUGUUUCAUGGAAUAUUACUAACGUAUUUUAGAAAGUUUUGUUUAUUGGAACCAAGCAUAUUAUGCUAGAAAAGGAAUUUUGAAUUAUGAAAGAACUGUUAGAAAAUUGUGCAUGAGAAGCACUUAAUGUCAUCAUAUAACUUGAAUUUCCUGCUCUUCAGUAGAAUUUAUUGCUUCAAAGUUUCUCGUUUUCCUUAUAUCCAUCAUUUAUUUUCCCUUCCCAUUCUUUCUUUUUAUUUUAUGUUUCAUAUUUUUUUAUAGUGAUUGUAUGCUAAAUAAUCAUCUUCCUUACUAAAUUAUUUCUAAAGAUAAAAAGUACAGAAUCUAGAAAAUAGUUUUUCCUUUGUGUUCCAGAUUUGAUACUACCCCCUUGUAAUUUUUGUCUUAAUAGUACUGUAUGUUCAAGUAGAAACUUAUUGUGACAUCAUUUUACAUUAAUGUACUAUUUCUAGUCAUGCCAUUGUUAAUAUAUCGUCUUUUGUUUCUUUUGUCUUCAGUAUGUAAUGGGGAAUUAGUUUCUUCCUUUCUGAAUUAAGGAAUAUAUUCUGUCAUUUAUAUGUGUGUUAAAAUUGUAGUUUUUGAUCUAAGUAAAGUGAAGUAAAUAUAUGUUGACUUUGAUACAUAAUUGUUGUGAUGAUGACAGAUGCGAGGAUAUGGAAAAGUGGUAAGAGCCAUAAUUGUAAUAUUCUGUGCUGUUGUAGCUUAUACUUGUGACUUGUAUUGUGAUCUUGUGCAAAAUUUCUUUUUUCAGCUCUCUAGUGGUGAUUCUGCUUUAUAUCUCUUUACCCAUAUGAUAUUAAAAUAAUAAGUGUUACCGAAGUUGAGAAUGCUGCAGUUUCUGAAGUUUGGGGAACUGUGUUUAAUAUAUUUCUAAAGUUAGGCCCUAUUAUAUAUAUAUAUAUAUAUAUAUAUACAUACAUACAUACAUAUGUAUCAUUUAUUUACUAAAGAAAUGUUGAUUAUAUUAUCUCCUAAUGUAAAUUUAGUAGAAGUAUCCGAAAAGAAGAAACCCAUGUGUAGGAAGUUUAAUUUUGAAAAUUGUGUUUUAAAGUAACUUGUAUGUAAAUUAUGAAAAAAACUUCGUACAGGGACUUGAAUUUAAAUCAUAUAUAUAUAUAUAUAUAUAUAAGAAAUGUAAUUUUAUUCUUAAGAAAGACAUUUCUUGAAUUCUUUAGUUAUCAUCACAACUUUAAGAUGGAAAAAAAAAAUAUUUUGUUUAAUCUUUUCAGUCUAUUUCAAAAAGCAAGUUUUUUUUAAUAAUUCUGAAUGCUUUGCACAUAAAUGGCAUGCCUUGAGAUUUAAUUAUUUAAAUAUUAUAGUAUUUUAUAAAUUUAUUGAGUAUUGAAGUAUAAAUGAGAAAGCAUUUGAAGAGUUUGUAUUUUCUUAACUUCUUGAAUAAUGUAUUCGAUUUAACAUUGAUAUUGUUAAUGUUAAGUAAUUGACAUUGUAUGUUGCGUAAUGUUAAGUAAUUGGCAUUGUAUGUUACGUAAUGUUAAGUAAUUGACAUUGUUAAUGUGCUCUGACAUUGUAAUUGACAUCAUACUGAUAUUGUUAAUGUAAUGUUAAGUAAUUGAUGUUGUUAAUGUAUUCAAUUUAACAUUGUUAAGCGAUCAAUAUCCAUGAACACUCUUUCCAUUUUACUGCAAUGUGUGAAUGUUAUAAAAUCAAGCAUUUUAAAUUAAAGCAUAUAUUCAUUGUCACUUUUUAGCAGUUUGAAUAGAACAACUGCAUUUGUAGGUGUAACAUCAGGUAACUAAUGGAUUAAAAUUCAUAGAUUGAAACUUUUUUAUACUUUAUUUUUUAACUAUUCAUUAAAAAUUUCAUUAUUAUGAGCUCAUUUCACUUCACUUAUUUGCUUCAUUUUUCAAGACGUGUAAUUGGAAAGUUUUUAAUCAUUAAUAACUCCCAAUUUUCUGUUUAAAAGAAAUAUAUUUCUUGUACAGUCAGCCAUAAUUACAGCAUAAUUUUGAUGAACACAGUAAAUUAAUUUUUAUUGAACUGGAAGAUUACUGAAAGGUUGGAAAGAAUAGUCUAAAAAAAGAAGAGGGAAGAAGUAUGUUUUUUCUUCCAGUUGCAUUUUGGUAUGUUUCCAUAUGUUAAUUCUUAUUUUAAGUUUGAUUAUUCUAUAUUUUUCCCCUCUGAUAUUUACAGUAGGUGAUACUAAUUUUUUGAGAUUCUGUGUUAUGUUAAAUCUUAUUUUAAGUUUUAUUAUUCUAUAUUUUUUCCCUCUGAUACUCACGGUUAAUUUACUCUGUCAUUUAUUUGUUUAAUUUGUUAAAGAUGACAUCAGUAAAAUUUCAUUUGUAUAUUUUGAAUGUUAAGUAUUGUAUAUAAAUAGAUAGAUAUUUUUUCAGCACACUGUUGAGUUCUUAUAAAGAAAAGGCUGCUGUAUGAGUUUUACUUUCCAAGAACAGUGUUUUUGAAGUAAUAUGAAAAUUUCUUUUAGUGAUAUGCUUAAGAAUAUAUUGUGCUUGAAAUUUCAUAGAUCUAAAUUUUUAGUUAAUGUUUUAAUGCAAAUUUUAUUUGGAGGUAGAAUUAUUGAAUUGCAUACAAUGUAAAUUUAUAAAUGCAAUUUAAAAGCUGUUAUUAAUUGUAGUUUAACUUUCUGAAACCAUUUUUUGUUUUGUUGUUGUUUUGAAUUUUUCGCCUGUAAUUUGUUGUCAAAUUAAUAAAUAAAAAAUAUAAAUGUGCAAAA